Molecule: messenger RNA, 1089 nt
Organism: Dibothriocephalus latus
Lineage: Eukaryota; Metazoa; Platyhelminthes; Cestoda; Diphyllobothriidea; Diphyllobothriidae
Source: the annotation of a GenBank genome assembly
AUGGUCGGUACAAAGGAGUACCUCAACAUUGAACUGCUGACGCAACGCAAACGCAGCCAACAGAACGCACUGCGAGUCGGUCCAGAAUACGAUUACUGGGCUGUGGGUGUGUUCAUCUACGAAAUGUUCUAUGGGUAUACACCAUUUUACGAUGAGGACGAUGACAAGAUGAUGGAUAAUAUCCGUAACUUCAAGACCACUCUUACAUUCCCUAAGGAGGUACAAAUUUCGGAUUCGGCUAAGGAUUUAAUUCGCCGACUCAUUUGCCAGCCCAAUCAACGAUUGUGUUAUAGCGACAUUGUUGAGCAUCAUUUUUUCCAGGACGUGGACUUUGCCACGAUUCGCCAACGUAAGUUUUUAAAUCUAUAUUAUGACAAUUUUGACAUCCAACGAUUUGAAUCUCACAAAUAUUAUGAUUAUGACACCCCACCCUACUUGCCUCCUGUCGGCGAAGUUGAUGAUGUUUCAAACUUCUCCGGAGGUGCUUCACGUAUCCGCGAUGAACAGUUGUUAGACAUGUCAACUGAUCCACCUUUAUCACCCUCGAGGCCUGCCAAUCUGCGCCAGUCUGAGGACAUAGAGAACAUUGACCCCGCACCCGGUAUGGAGGCAAGUAAGUUGAAGAAGCUGCAGGCCAUUUACGAAGCAGCCACCGCGCCCAUCAAGGAGGACGUGCAGGAGGUGGAAGACGUUCAAUGGCAGGGUCCGACUUAUGCGCAGGACCUUCCCUUCGUUGGAUUCUCCUUUACUCCUGGUCUUCUCUUAGGUGAAGCACGCUCUCGGCAGCUCAACCCGGUUGCCAAUGCUCAAACGAUGAACACCACUACGAUUCCACCCGACCGUUUCGUCGCUUCGCCGAGUAAUUUGUCGUUGGAGCUGACUACCCUGGAGCCAACCUGUACCGAUGACGUGAACAGUUCUCUCGCGGAGAAGGGAAAGAUUAUGGAUUUGACUCGCCGCAAUCGUUUUCUCACCAAUCAGCUGAACAAGUUACGCAGUCGUCAUGAGGAGGAAGUCAAGUGUUAUGUCGUUUCUAUACCACACACUUCAGAUAUUGAAAACAAGGUUUGUUUACUCAGACCGACCUAG